AUGCAGGAUCGUUCCAUCAGAUCUAAAAAUGUAAUCUUGUACAAUGUACCAGAGAGUUCAGCCGAUGACUCGAAACUCCGUGUUAUGCAAGAUAAGGAACAUGUUAGAGCGGGCUUAACGCCACUACAGAGGGAUCAGAUAAGGAAAGCACAUGAAGAGCUUGACGUACGUUCUGUUGGUGAGCCAGGUUUACAUGUACAGUAUGCUAAAGGGGAAGAAUACUUCAAGCCCAAAAAACUACAGGCUGUCAAGAAAUACUGUAUAUAUGAUGUUAUUAUACUGGUGGAGUCGUGGCUUAACGAGGACUACUUGGAUUCAGAACUAGGUUUUAGUGACAUUAUUAUCUUCAGGCAAGAUCGUAGUCAGGGAAAUACUGGUUGCAGGACAGGGGGUGGGACCCUUAUUGCAGUUCGUAGACAGUUAAAGGCACACGUGUUUCAUGGGAAUUCUGGCCGAUCAACAGCAUGGAUUUGUACAGAGUCGAUCUACCGUAACAAAUUUACUUACCUACCAACAAUUUUAUUGAACGCCUUUGACGAGUUUGGUCAGGUGGAUUGUGUCUGCACGGAUUUCUCGAAGACUUUUCACCGGGUGGGUCAUGUGCAUCUUGUCUCUAAGCUUAGAGCUAUGGGCCUGGGGGAUGGGCUAGUGCAAUGGAUUCAGUGUCUUCUAUCUGGUCGUACUCAGUUUUUUAGUAUUAAUAAUUAUGUCUCAGGUAAAAUUAAUAUUUGUUCAAGAGUCUCCCAAGGUUCCCAUAUGGAAUCCAUCCUUUUUAACUUGUUUAUAAAUGAUAUUGUUAGUGUAGUUUCGGAAUCGCAGUGUCUUUUGUUUGCGGAUGAUUUGAAGAUAUUCAGGAGGGUUGGAUCGAGCGAGGAUGCUCUGCUACGUCAGAGGGACGUGGACAGUGUUUGCAUGUGGUCUAAGAUUAAUAGCCUCACUUACAAUGUAAAGAAAUGCUGUAGUAUUAGAUUUAGUCGUUCGUUGAGUAUGGUUCACAGAAAAUAUAGCAUUGAUAGAGUCAAGAUCGAGGCCGCCGCUAGUAUUAAAGAUUUAGGUGUUUGCUUCGAUUCUAAAACUAAAUUUUGUGACAUAUUUUGCGGAAGUGCUAAACAGGUCUAUGCGAGUCCUUGGGUUUGUUGUACGCAAUAG
Messenger RNA from Cylas formicarius (sweet potato weevil), 1149 nucleotides. RefSeq lists its product as uncharacterized. The transcript is spliced from 4 exons. The record is from RefSeq and is a predicted model, not a curated record. Bases 1 to 1149 code for a protein of 382 amino acids. Lineage: Eukaryota; Metazoa; Arthropoda; Insecta; Coleoptera; Brentidae.